AUGGAGCAGGCUACGGCAGCAAUGGAUUGGGAGGAGCCGCUAGCGCACGAUGCGCCGGAAUCCCACGGAAACCGGUUGGAUGCUACGGCCCCGCUGAGAGAUGACCCCGUAUUGUCGUCUCGCGGCUCCUUC
Iphiclides podalirius (scarce swallowtail) is the source of this 132-nucleotide messenger RNA. Lineage: Eukaryota; Metazoa; Arthropoda; Insecta; Lepidoptera; Papilionidae. The record is from the annotation of a GenBank genome assembly.